GUUCAACUGUUAUAAAACGGUUUGACGCAAAUGAGAAGCGUGCUAGUCUGCAGCAGCGUUAACUUUCUACUUGUAGGUCCUUCAAACCAUCUACUACCUCCUGUGUGUUAUUAGAGCAGUAAUCGAUUGCAACGCCGAGAAGGCAGAUUUCGAACCCAACAGAAGAUUCUCAUCGUUGCCGAGCUAUUACCGGGAGUCGAUUUUGCACAAUGUGUGCGACAUGGUCUAUGCCACUGCCAUGUUCCCGAUCAGCGUGCACAUUGCGCCUCUGCCAUUCCUGCUUGUCGACAGCUUACUUGUUUGCCACCGUUAUCCUAGCAAACUCUCUGGAGCAACGCGCAUCGCAUUCUUAGCGAUCAUCUACGACGCUUCGUAUAUAUUUUUGUUAGAAUAA
Molecule: messenger RNA, 394 nt
Organism: Soboliphyme baturini
Lineage: Eukaryota; Metazoa; Nematoda; Enoplea; Dioctophymatida; Soboliphymatidae
Source: the annotation of a GenBank genome assembly